Messenger RNA from Gryllus bimaculatus (two-spotted cricket), 1341 nucleotides. The record is from the annotation of a GenBank genome assembly. NCBI's taxonomy places the organism in Eukaryota, Metazoa, Arthropoda, Insecta, Orthoptera, Gryllidae.
GGACCAAUCAGGGAUGUCGUCAUGUAUGACGCAACUAUGACGUGUAAGUAUUGUGACGCAGGUAAACGAAGACGUGUGGACGUGUCCUCCCUCCUCCCAUUUCGAGUAUUUUUAACAACUCACCGUUGUUGUGAAGCAAUUUCGCGGAGCUCCGCAUAUUCGUGUGUUGUUGGAGAAUAUUUUUGGUCGGACCUGAUUAUUGUGGCAUUACGAAGUACCAAUGGCACCAACGAUUAAAACCUUCCUAAAUACGUUCAAUAACAGGCUAGAGGAACCUGUGAGACAACACCUGAAAAAUGUUUACGCCUGCUUGACAUUGUCAACCAUAUCAGCAGGUGUAGGUGCUUAUGUACACAUCUUUACAGAAUUGCUUUCCGCUGGCCUAUUUGCAGUUAUAGCAGCUCUGGGUCUUGUUACUGCCCUUGUGGCAACCCCUGAUAAUGGCAAGAACAGAAAAUUACGCCUUGGAUAUCUCUUGGGAUUUGCUUUUUUUUCAGGAUUGGGGAUGGGUCCACUCCUGGAGCAAGUUAUCAUGAUAGACCCAAGCAUAAUUGUCACUGCUCUGAUUGGUACUUGUGUUGUUUUCACUUCUUUUACAAUUUGUUCUCUUCUUGCUGAGCGAGGACGUUGGCUCUAUAUUGGUAGCACCCUAAUGACAGUACUUAGUUCAAUGCUUAUUCUAUCUCUUGCCAACAUUUUCCUCGGCUCAACACUGGUUUUCCAGCUUUAUUUGUAUGCUGGGCUGGCAUUGAUGUGUGGAUUUGUACUGUAUGACACACAGUUGAUAAUUGAAAAGCGUAGACAUGGAGACAAAGAUUUUGUUGGCCAUUCUGUAGAUUUGUUUGUAGACCUUAUUGGAAUAUUCCGUCGUCUGGUUAUAAUUCUGACACAGAAGGAACAACAGAAACGUAAUCGCAGAGACUGAAGUAUCCUCUAUAUUGCAAAAUACCAUGGAGUAUUAUGAAAUUUUGCAAUUAAUGUAUAAAAGUUCUAGUGUGAUACUGUAAAUUGUUUAUUGAUAAGUACCUUAUUUGAGUUUCAGAAAUGCAUUAUCUGGCAGGACUUUGUCAAAAUUUACAAUUCUUCCCUUACUUCAUUUUCAAACGAAAAGUAAAGACUAUUUCUAGAGGAUGAAAGAUUAGUGUAUGACCCUUCGAGAUAGGCUAAUAUGUAAUAUUACUGAAUACAAUUUUAGAAUGAUUGAAUUAAAGUACUCUGCCAAGCUAAUAUUUUGGAAGUGUGUAAUGUAAAAUAUUCCUGUUAUAUUACUGAAUAUUUGUACUCUGUAUAAUGAUACAAAUCUUUUGAAUAAAUUUUACUAUCCAUCCUUUGAAAAUUAAA